This is a messenger RNA of Colletotrichum siamense, 2139 nucleotides long. RefSeq lists its product as uncharacterized. The transcript has 2 exons. The record is from RefSeq and is a predicted model, not a curated record. Bases 1 to 2139 code for a protein of 712 amino acids. Lineage: Eukaryota; Fungi; Ascomycota; Sordariomycetes; Glomerellales; Glomerellaceae.
AUGGCCGCCAGCCACGGACCGGCCCCAGCAUACUUUGGAGCCCCUACGGAAUUAUACUCCAAGCGUGAUUCCUCGAUGAAUGCGAUGUCGCCCGCACGAUCGAGCCCGCGGAUAGCCCGCGUACCAUACGCACUGCAAACAACACCCGCCGAAUCCAAGGGUGUCGUCGAGGCCAUGCCCGCCACCCCACUCAACAGACCGCGGAAGCUCUCGCAGGCUUCCACUGUCACCGUGACAAGCGUCAACAGCCCGAGGGACAGCUUCGACUCCAGGUCGAGGAGCUCGUCAUGGAGCAGCAACAGGUCCAGCUUCGAUUCGAGGGACUCGUGGAGACCCGACUACCUGUAUCAGCGACCCAGCCAGCCUGUCGUCUUCAGGAAGAAGGCACAGCCUGGUGAGAUCUUUGCAAAGCUGCCUGGAGAGGUGCUGGAGCUCAUCCUGGGCGAGCUUAAGAAGUUACAUCUUGACAGGAGUAGUGAAAGCUGUGCGACAUGUUGGAUGAGGGAUCUGUGCUCCAUCAGCCUGACUGCUCGGAAAUGGUGCAAAUACGCACGAGUGGCAUUAUACGAGGAUAUCCAGCUGGUGGGACCAGACUCGACUGCGCAGAAGAAGAAGUACAAGCUCGCACUCGGCUCCCGAAUGAUGCUUCUACGACGAACUCUGAGAUCGAACGCGUACCUCGCCGCCAUGGUUCACACCGUGAAGGUCCCAAGCCCGCCCGUUGGCGUCGCGCUGGAGGAUUAUCACAACCAGGUGGCCGCCCUCAUCAUGGCCUGUCCCAACUUUGAGCGCCUCAUCGGUCUUCACCCUCAGUACAGCCACUCUUUCAGCAAGCUGUACCACGCCCUCUCGACGCGCAAGCGUCUUAAACACAUGGACUGGGUGGUCCAGCCCUCACCGUUCCAGCGACAGCACCGAUUGGGCCGUUCGAACUCUUCUGAUAAUGUCCCAACAUUAACCCAACGCCAGCGCGAGAUGGUGACGCCUGGCGAUCUGCAACCGCACCAGAGCGCUACUUUCCUCGAAUACCACGUCGACUGGGCUCACCUCAGCACUUUGACGAUUCACUGCCUCCCGGGCGCGACGCUCACCCCCGAUAAUCUCGUCAGCUCGGCGCUGAUGCACCUGACGUCCUUGCAGCACCUGUACCUGUCUCACAUGCCGGUGACUGCCUUCAACGACAACGCCCUCCUUUCGCUCCCUCCCUUGCGCACACUAUCUCUUUCCCACGUCCCCGGUGUCACUUGUGCCGGAAUCUCGGCCUUGGCGACUUUGCCUACAAGCCAGGCGAUCCAGAAACUGACUCUGCGCCACAUCAACCUCGAAUCCCUGCCCGCCCUGGCUCGCAUCUUCUCCAACUUCACCUACCUCGAAGCAUUCACCCUCGUCCAGAGCUUCGCCCCUACUCUCCCCGAAGACACUUUCAUCUGGCUCAUGCCCUACCUUGCGUCUGGUUCCCUGCGCAAACUCCACUGGGACAUCACAAGCAACACCACCCACGCAAACGCAGCGGAUUCGAUCCUCGCCCGCAGCAUCGCAGCCUCCGGCUUCCCCUCCCUUCGCAGCCUCCGCACCCCGAAUGAUCCCGAGGGCAUCUUCCAAGCUCUCUGCCGCCCCUACGAGCGCGUCGACCUCGCCAGCGACCGAUUCCGCCAGCCUGUUGCCCGAAGCGCCUCGUUCCCCGCCGCGGCGCCUGGAUCGCCGACCAAGUCCAAAUUCCCGACCAAGGCCGCCACACUGCCGCCCACCGAGACAUUCUUAGAGUGCACCGAUCUCCACCAGGCCCGUCUGGCAGCGCAGGCCCGCCUCGAGGCCGCGCGGCCGUUCCCGCGGUUCUUUGUCAACGUCAUUGAUGAAGAUGGCACGCUGUUGGAGAAGUACGGACUGGCAGGUUUCAUGGGUACCAUUGAGAGCCGCAUCUCAUACAACCUCCGUCCGGACACUGGCGCGAAAGACGAGCGUGGUGGAAUAGUCGAGAUGUCAGACUUGAUGGCCGGCAGCAACGGCGAGGACAUCCCCAACGGCAAGGAAGGCUGCACCGGCCGCUGGAACGUGUCCUCGUCGGCGGCGGAGAAGAAGGACAAGGAACGGUGGUGGCAUACGGAAAGAGGCCGAUGGCACCAGCCCGAACUUGCGUGA